Messenger RNA from Tuber melanosporum (Perigord truffle), 978 nucleotides. RefSeq lists its product as uncharacterized. Gene Ontology annotation, biological process: DNA-templated transcription. The record is from RefSeq and is a predicted model, not a curated record. Gene Ontology annotation, cellular component: RNA polymerase III complex; RNA polymerase II, core complex; RNA polymerase I complex. The transcript is spliced from 3 exons. Bases 102 to 572 code for a protein of 156 amino acids. Lineage: Eukaryota; Fungi; Ascomycota; Pezizomycetes; Pezizales; Tuberaceae. Gene Ontology annotation, molecular function: DNA binding; DNA-directed RNA polymerase activity.
GCAACCAAUCACCCCCUAACCGCCAACACCCCUUCAACACUCGUUCUCUCACAAAAAAGCCACUCAGCAAACAAGUUUUCAGCACCCACUCUUUCAUCAUAAUGUCUGACUACGGAGGGGGCGACGAUGGAGAGAACGACUUCGCUCAAGACGCCUACGAAAAUGACUACGAAGAGAAUGACUUUGAUGCCGACCCACAGGACAUCAUCUCGGACAACGGCGAUGAGAACGGUGUGACCAACGGGAAUCACGACUACGUAGCCUCCGGUGACCCGGCCGCGGCGGCGGCAGCAGCUUCUAGCGCGGCGCGCGGUGGAAAAGAUCCAAAGCGUAUUCCCGACGACAAGCGUACCACCACUCCAUACCUGACCAAGUAUGAACGCGCUAGGGUGCUUGGGACCCGGGCGCUGCAGAUCAGUAUGAAUGCGCCGGUACUUGUGGAUACCGGUGGUGAGACGGACCCGCUGCUGAUCGCUCUCAAGGAGCUACAGGAGAAGAAGAUUCCACUGGUUGUUAGGAGAUACUUGCCGGAUGGAUAUUAUGAGGAUUGGACUUGUGAUGAGUUGCUCUAAAUUCCCGGCUAUGGUGGAUGUGGUAGUGAUACCUUGAUUGGAUGGAUGUGGGUGUGGGUAUGAUAGUUGUCAUGAAGCCUUCGUCCUUUCCCCAACCACCAAAUAAAAAAAAUAAAAAAAAUAAAAAUUCUCAUUCACUGCUCGUGGGAGCAGGAAACUAGGGAUCGGAGUUACAAAGGCAGGGUCUAGUUUUUAGUUUGUUUUGUUUCCUUCACAAGUUUUAAUAUUUUAUCCGUUUGACAUCAAUAUUCUCCGGUUUGCGAUUUGUUCUUUGACAAUCGAAUACCGGUAACCUUCUACAUUAGAUGGGAUAGCACCAAAAAAAAAAAAAACUCUCCCUGACUUGCAUUUGCUCCCUAUUGUAUAUUAGCCACAACUGAAUUGAGCCUUUUUUUAAUUUUUGUUA